UCUUACCUACACAUAAAUGAGCUUGUAGAUUUUUCUUGUAUUGAAUACAGAAAAGACAAAGACAUUAACAACGGAUCCUUAUUUUGAAAGCAUAUACCGUAUUCAUUUCAUUCACCACUUAUAUAAAUCGUACACGUAACUUAUCACCAAAACCACUCUUCACUGUUAAUUCUCAUUUCUAACCCCUCACUGACCACCGGAGAUGAAUCUCCGGCGAGUCUCUUUCUCCUUUUUCUUCUUCCUAUAUCUUCUCCUCACCCCCAAUUUCUCCUCCGCCGCCGCCUCUGAUGAAAAUCUCUACCGGAAAAAACACAAAAUCUCAGGUCCGAUUAAAACCGUGGUAGUCAUCGUCAUGGAGAAUCGCUCCUUUGACCAUGUACUCGGUUGGCUCAAAUCAACCCGACCCGACAUCGACGGACUCACCGGCACCGAGACAAACCCGAUCCGAGUCUCCGACCCUUCUUCCCCCAAAGUUUCAGUCUCAAACGACGCCGUUUUCAUUGACUCCGAUCCCGGUCACUCGUUUCAAGCUAUCAGAGCACAAAUAUUCGGAUCCAAUGAAAGCUCGUCUAACCCGGCUCCGAUGAACGGUUUCGCUCAACAAGCCGAGCAAACUCUCAAAGGAAUGUCGAAAACCGUUAUGAGCGGGUUCAAACCGGAGGUUCUCCCGGUUUACACCGAGUUAGCUAACGAGUUCACGGUUUUCGAUAAAUGGUUCGCUUCAGUUCCUGCUUCGACUCAACCGAACCGGUUUUAUGUCCACUCCGCAACUUCUCACGGUGCUAUGAGUAACGUUAGGAAGAAUCUCAUCCACGGUUUCCCUCAACGCACAAUCUUCGACUCGCUCAACGAUAACGGCGUUAGUUUCGGUAUCUAUUACCAAAACAUCCCCGCAACGCUAUUUUUCAAGAGUUUGAGAAAGUUGAAGAACACUGUCAAGUUUCAUAGCUAUGGUUUGAAGUUUAAGAGGCAUGCCAUGAAGGGGAAGUUACCGAAUUAUGUGGUGGUUGAGCAGCGUUACUUCGACGUGAAGGUUUCUCCGGCGAACGAUGAUCACCCUUCUCAUGAUGUGGCUAUAGGACAGAGGUUUGUGAAGGAAGUGUAUGAGAUAUUGAGGAAGAGUCCUCAGUGGAAAGAAAUGGCGAUUUUGAUAACUUAUGAUGAACAUGGUGGGUUUUAUGAUCAUGUUCCUACACCGGUUGAAGGUGUUCCUAACCCUGAUGGGAUUAUUGGGCCUCACCCUUAUUAUUUUAGGUUUGAUAGAUUGGGUGUUCGUGUUCCCACUUUUCUGAUCUCUCCUUGGAUUGAUAAGGGUACAGUGAUUCAUGGACCUGAUGGACCAACACCAUAUUCUCAAUAUGAACAUUCAUCUAUUCCUGCCACAGUAAAGAAGCUUUUCAAUUUAAAAUCCAAUUUCUUGACAAAGAGAGAUGCAUGGGCUGGUACCUUUGAGAAAUACUUUUACAUUCGAGAUACUCCUCGUGAUGAUUGUCCAGAAACACUUCCUGAAGUCAACACUAAUCUAAGGCCAUAUGGACCUAGAGAAGAUUCAAGUCUCUCAGAAUUCCAAAUGGAACUGAUUCAGCUUGCGUCUCAGCUCAACGGCGAUCAUGUACUCAACUCCUAUCCGAAUAUCGGGAAAAGUAUGACAGUAAAAAAAGCAAACAGGUAUGCAGAAGAUGCAGUGAAGAGGUUUCUUGAAGCUGGAAAAGCUGCACUUAAAGCUGGUGCUAAUGAAUCUGCUAUUGUCAUAAUGAGACCUUCUCUUACCAGUAGAGCUUCUGUGGAAUCUUACUAAUUCUUUCACAACUCUGAGGUGUAAAUAUAGUAGUAUAUAUAUAUAUACGUUUAGCUUGUAGUAAACUUAAGAAAAAUGUACUAGUUGUCUUGGUAAACAUAUUUUCAGUAAGAACAGUUAACUAGAUAAUUAGUUAGUUAUUAUGCUAGAAAAAUGUUUAAGUUAUUUACUUAGUUGAUAAUUAAUCAUGUGGUGGUGGUGGUGGUUGGUUGAACUUUACGAAGAAAUCAAGUAUUGUAAAUUUGUGAUCAA
This is a messenger RNA of Lathyrus oleraceus (garden pea), 2050 nucleotides long. RefSeq names its product non-specific phospholipase C1. The coding region runs from base 203 to 1798 and encodes 531 amino acids. Gene Ontology annotation, molecular function: hydrolase activity, acting on ester bonds. Gene Ontology annotation, biological process: phospholipid catabolic process. Lineage: Eukaryota; Viridiplantae; Streptophyta; Magnoliopsida; Fabales; Fabaceae. The record is from RefSeq and is a predicted model, not a curated record. The transcript has 3 exons.